Messenger RNA from Lathyrus oleraceus (garden pea), 914 nucleotides. RefSeq lists its product as uncharacterized. Bases 110 to 619 code for a protein of 169 amino acids. The record is from RefSeq and is a predicted model, not a curated record. Gene Ontology annotation, cellular component: chloroplast. The transcript is spliced from 4 exons. NCBI's taxonomy places the organism in Eukaryota, Viridiplantae, Streptophyta, Magnoliopsida, Fabales, Fabaceae.
AGACAAAUUGUAAAUUUUAUAGGAAAAUAUCCAACCCACACAAGUUAAGAAAGCAAAUUGAUAACUUUUUAUCAAAGAAAUAAGAAAAUAAUUCUAGUGACCACUUAACAUGGCGACUGUCCCUGUGUUAGUCUUACCGGUUUCUCUCCUCCACCGUCGACCUUCUUCUCCUCCAACAACUCUUCCAACUCUCUCUCAUAUCCACAAUUUCUUCACUCCCAUUUUCACAAGCUCCUCAACCAACAAAACAACCACAGUGCACGGUAUCAAUCCCAGUGAUUCAAGACGAGACAAUCCUCUCUUCUUGGACGAAAACAAUGCGGUGGUCGAUGACAUGGACGGUUACCUCAAUAACCUUUCCCUCGAAUACGAAUCUGUCUGGGACACCAAACCAGCUUGGUGUCAGCCAUGGACAAUAGUGUUAACAGGGUUUUCAAUUGUUGCUAUUAGCUGGUUAAUUUUUCAAUCUGUUGUUGUUACUUCAGCCAUAUCCUUACUCAUUUUUGCAUGGUGGUACAUUUUUCUUUAUUCUUAUCCUAAGGCUUAUUCAGCUAUGAUUGCUGAGCGAAGAGAAAGGAUUACAGAUGGUGUUGAAGACACGUAUGGUCGUAGGAAGUAGCGGUGAUUUGAAUUGAAUUAUUCCCACUCUUCACUUCUUUCAAACGCACAUAAAUCUCAAGGUAGUAUUUGGAGCUUCACAAGAUCAAGUUAGAAUGUGCAUUGGGACUUGAGAAGGUAGUCUUAAAUGUGUAUCCAAACAGACAAUGAGACGUGUUGACCGUGCGGAGACUGCGUAGUUUGGCAACCACCACAAAAUUUAGAUCCAUAAAUAUCACAUACUUGAUACUUUUGUUAAGCAUUGUCCAUUGGAUUUGGAUUUGUGAAAAUGAGUAUUUUUCUGUAAAUUAGCAGCA